UCGCAAAUACUGUCGUUAUGUGGAGUCAAUGAUACCGACGCUAUCGAUGCCGAAGAUAUUGUGACUAAUUUGGAGACCGAAGCCAUCACUGACGGCAAUCUAACGCUCAGUGAAAUCUGCAAUACUAUCGUUAACUACACAUUUCAAGACACCGAAGAAGAUCUGUUAUCUCCCCGACUCGAGGCACUGUUAGUCGCAUCAUUAGGUUUCAUGAUUGUGGCCACAGUUAUCGGUAACAUUUUGGUCUGCCUUUCGGUAGUUUUGGUCCGUAAACUCAGACAUCCAUCCAAUUACUUACUCGUAUCUCUAGCAAUAUCUGACUUAUGUGUGGCUAUUCUGGUGAUGCCAUUAGCACUUCAUUAUGAACUGACGGGAACCUGGAAUCUGAGUCCAGCUAUUUGUGAUCUUUGGGUCUCAUUUGACGUGACGUGUUGUACCUCAUCUAUCCUUAAUCUUUGUAUGAUCUCAAUUGAUCGUUAUCUGGCGAUAACCAAACCGCUCACUUAUGGUGUGCGCCGGACAGCCAAACGUAUUUUGUCAUUUAUCGGCGCCGUAUGGGUGGCCAGUGUGUUGAUAAGUAUUCCUCCGUUACUAGUGUCAGGCAACGAGCACGGCACUGAUGAAUCGGCCACCUGUGAAGUCAGCCAAAACAUCGGUUACCAACUAUACGCAACAUUGUCCGCCUUUUACAUUCCGCUGUCUGUUAUGAUUGUCAUGUAUUACAAGAUCUAUAUCGCAGCCAAACGAGUGGUUGAAGCGGAACAAAGAGAUCAAAGACCGAGUACCACAACAACGCCAAAUACAGCCGCACUUAAAGCACAGUUACCAUUAUUGAAGUGUCAGCAAAACGACAAUCAUAUGAACAAACUAGACAUUACUUCUAGUAAUACAAACAACGUCUGGACGCGAAUCAAAGGAUGCGAUUGUUAUGAAAAUACUCAAAAAACGGAAACAAUUGCCAUCAAUACAGACCAAUCCUCAAAGGGCUUAAAGAUAUUGAAACAACAAACAAAUGGUAUGUCCAGCACAGGAAGCGCCGUAUCCACGACAGCACUCGCAUCUCAAACAUCAUCAUCUCUGAGGCCAAACAUUGAAUGCCAACAAAAACGAUGGUCAGACUCAUCAACAAUCAAUGCCAGCUCUGUCUAUAAGAGAAGAGCAUCAAAUGCACUGCGAGAGCGAAAAGCAUCGUUUACUUUAGGAGUAAUAAUGACAGCUUUCACUGUUUGCUGGCUGCCCUUCUUUAUAUUGGCUCUAUUGAAGCCAUUCUCAGCAUCGGUCGUACAAAUUCCCAGAUUUGUUUUGAGCACUACGUUAUGGUUGGGUUACGCCAACUCUAUGUUGAAUCCAAUUAUUUACGUAACAUUUCAUCAGGACUUUCGCCGCGCAUUCAAAUAUCUUCUGUGCCUACAAUGCGCUACAAUGGGAUCACGGCUUCGGGCGGAAGCUUAUCAAAGCCAAUACGGCACCGAACGGGGCCAUUACGUGGCCAACGAGUUCGCCGCCAGCAAUGCCGACAGUUUUACGGACAAUAAAAAUAUGAUUCAUUAUAAAGAUGAGCGAAGAAGUACUGGUGGUCUAUGCAGUAGUAGUGUUGACAUCAUAGCAAAGGAUAGGAUGCAAAAUGAGGCAACACUUUGA
This is a messenger RNA of Oppia nitens, 1641 nucleotides long. RefSeq names its product 5-hydroxytryptamine receptor 1-like. Gene Ontology annotation, cellular component: membrane. The record is from RefSeq and is a predicted model, not a curated record. The coding region runs from base 211 to 1641 and encodes 476 amino acids. The transcript has 7 exons. Lineage: Eukaryota; Metazoa; Arthropoda; Arachnida; Sarcoptiformes; Oppiidae. Gene Ontology annotation, biological process: adenylate cyclase-activating adrenergic receptor signaling pathway. Gene Ontology annotation, molecular function: G protein-coupled amine receptor activity.